GGAGCCAGAGACCAGCCCGGGCAUGGUGCGUGGUGUACGCGCUCUGUACCCCCCGGCAAUGGCAGGGUGGGCUCCAGCGGCCACAGAGGUCACGUCCCCCCUUGCUGUGGUGUCUUGAGUCAGCGCAUCGCCAUGCCCUGCCCGUGGCUGCCACUGACGCAGGCGCUGGGGACUCAGAGCACAGGAAUGGGGUGGCCCUGUUUGGAGGACUGGGGACCUCCUGCACGUCUCAUUGACCCACUGUUGUUGAGGUCAACUCACCCUUAUUAAUUAGAUGCCUCUAUUAAAGUGGGAGGGGGAGGUUUUCGGGCUCCACUGUCCCCUGUGUCCCUGCAGCUCCACUCGCCAGGGAUACGUCUUGCCUGGGGAGGGGGACCUGAGCUAAGAACCCCCCCAUCUUCUCUCCCCUCCAGGUGCCUGUGGGAGACGCAGGGAGCCGGCAUGGCGCAGCCCAGUGCACCCCCUGCCUAUGAUGACAAGAACCCUCUGUACCCCCCACCUCCAGCCGGGUACCCCCAGCCCCCCCACUAUGGGGGGUACCCCCAGCCUGGGGGCUACUACCCACAGCCUGGGGGAUACCCCACAGCAGGGGGGUAUGCACAACCAGGGGGGUACCCAGGGGCAGGGGCGUACCCCCAGCCGGGGAUGGCCAUGCCCACCAUGCCUAUGCGGUUUGGUGACAAUGGCAUGGGGGAUGGCUCCCCAUUCCAAUCGGCCGACUGGGAUGACAGGAAAGUCCGGCACACCUUCAUCCGCAAGGUCUAUGCCAUCAUCUCCUUGCAGCUCCUGGUGACAGUGGGGAUCAUCGCCGUGUUCACCUUUGUCCACCCUGUCCGCUCCUUCGUCCAGAGGAACGUCGCCAUCUACUAUGCCUCAUAUGCUGUGUUCCUGGUGACCUACCUGGUGCUUGCCUGCUGCCAGGGUCCCCGGAGACGCUUUCCCUGGAACAUCAUCCUGCUGAGCAUCUUUACGCUGGCCAUGGGGCUGAUGACGGGGACAAUUGCCAGCAUGUACCGCACCAACGCUGUCCUGAUCGCCAUGCUCAUCACCGCCAUUGUGGCCAUCAUUGUCACCAUCUUCUGCUUCCAGACCAAGGUUGAUUUUACAUCGUGUCCGGGUCUCUUCUGUGUGCUGGGCAUCGUGGUCAUGGUGACCGGGAUCGUCACCGCCAUCGUCCUCUCCUUCAAAUAUGUCCCCUGGCUCCACAUGCUCUAUGCAGCCAUCGGCGCCAUCGCCUUCACCCUGUUCCUUGCCUAUGACACCCAACUUGUGCUGGGGAACAGGAAGAACACAUUAAGCCCUGAGGAGUACAUCUAUGGUGCCCUCACCAUCUACACCGACAUCAUCUACAUCUUCACCUUCAUCCUGCAGAUCGUGGGCCGCGAUUAGCCUGAGACCCCUCCUGUCCCGACCCUGCUGCCCCUCACCCCUUUCUCUGGCCUCUGUACAGGAUAUGGCCACUUACCACGACUCGUAACGCUUUGGCAUCCCUACCCAUAGACUGCUAAGGAAAGGGCUUCCCUUGACCCACCCCCACAAGCCUCCAAGGGUAGCGUGGGGGAACCAGCUGCCUGUGUUUAGGCAGUGCCCAACCUCAGCACUGCUUGCUGAGGCCAUGCUGGCGGUGCCGGGCUGGUAGCAGAGUGCCACGGUCCUGCCUGGGCUCAGGGAGCUCGCAGCAGCACUGGGACUGUGUUGGGAUGUUUCUGGGAGAGUCCGGUCAGUGUCAUUCACUUGGUGCCUUAAACGCGGCUCAGGCCAUGUCCCAUUCCUGAGCUGCGGCAGUGCCCGGUGCGGGCAGGAUGGGGAACCCUGUGUGGUACUCGUGGCAGAGCUCGUGUUCCCAAGGCCCUGCAGCUGUGGCCGUGGACGAAGUUGCACUUGCUAAAUAAAACACUUUAAUUUUGCA
This is a messenger RNA of Pezoporus occidentalis (night parrot), 1909 nucleotides long. It is a transcript of the gene TMBIM1, whose product is annotated as transmembrane BAX inhibitor motif containing 1. Gene Ontology annotation, cellular component: Golgi apparatus; endoplasmic reticulum. Gene Ontology annotation, biological process: negative regulation of apoptotic signaling pathway. Bases 442 to 1389 code for a protein of 315 amino acids. The record is from RefSeq and is a predicted model, not a curated record. NCBI's taxonomy places the organism in Eukaryota, Metazoa, Chordata, Aves, Psittaciformes, Psittacidae. The transcript is spliced from 11 exons.